AUGGAUUCUGUGAAAGCACUUGAUGACUUAAAGCAACUAUUUUCGCUUGCUGAAAAGUAUGGUUACUCUGAGUGGAUUCAGUUUGAUGCAUCCACUGUCCGUUGUCUAGCUUAUUACACGGUAGUCGUAUUCGAGGAUGCAGCUUCUGCAAUUGCUGCUAAACUCAGGGAAAAAGUUCAAAGUGUUGUCUUGGUUUUGGAAAAUAAACCCCUUAAAAAUGGGUGUUUAAAAGGGCGAGCGCGAAUAAAUGCUCACACGCUGAUAUUAGUGGGUAGUACGGAGUGGCAAAACGUUCGCAAUACUAUGGGCACAGAAGGGAACACCACCAAUUCUUCUCGAAUUUCUGAUUACAGUGUCCUAGAGCAAUAUCUUGGAUUUCGAAUUGGAGAUGCUACUAAUGUCAGUCGAAAUCCAGUAUUUGAUCCAACCAUCACUAGCCAAACAAUGCACCCUGUUCUCCCAGCUAACACUUUUGAUAAGUCUCUUGCUCCUACCAACACACAUUUCUCUGCCGCUCUUAUGGGAUCUCAAACAGUUCAAUUACAAAAGGGACCAUCGCAAAAUCUGAUUUCUGUAUCUGGUGCUCAACAUGAGAACUGGGGAGAGUCCAACUUGGCAGAUUCCAGUUCCCAUACAGAUACUUCAACUGACAUGGAGCCUGAUGAUAGAAACCAAAGGUUUGAUAUGGGUCAGUCCGGUGCCGUUGCAGUCUCAGAUUCCAGUGGCAAAUCAAAAGAAAAAUCCAUGGAUCAUAAGACUUUACGAAGGCUUGCCCAGAAUCGUGAAGCUGCUAGGAAAAGCCGACUGAGGAAGAAAGCAUAUGUACAACAGCUGGAGAAUAGCCGCUUGAAGCUGAACCAACUAGAGCAGGAACUGCAGCGAGCUCGUCAGCAGGGUAUGUUCAUUUCCAGCACUGGAGACCAAUCUAAUGCUGGCAGUGGCAAUGGCAAGGAGGAAACAAUAGCAAGAAGAAAAGGAUAG
This is a messenger RNA of Fraxinus pennsylvanica, 981 nucleotides long. Lineage: Eukaryota; Viridiplantae; Streptophyta; Magnoliopsida; Lamiales; Oleaceae. The record is from the annotation of a GenBank genome assembly.